AACUAUUAAAGGGACUUGUUCCCUGUUUGGCAAAAUGACAAUUUUUGUCAUAAAACUUUAGAGACGGAAAAUCUGUGCCUACAUUAAAAUUAGCAUAAUAUCAGUCUAUGUAGCACAAUAAUGUCAAACUUCGGCCAAGAGGAUGGGUUCUACAGUGGCCAGUACUAUGGGAACCAGAGCCAGAAUCCGGACAUGAGCUAUGCACAGGGAGGCUAUGGCCAAGAGCAACGUUUUGGACAGUUUGAUUACAGCCAACAGGGCUAUGGCAUUGACAGUAGUUACGCGGGCCAGCCUGGCGCCAGUCCUGCCUACAACCCCUCCAUCCUGACCCCCGACCAGUCUGCGUACUCCUCACCGCCAGUGGCAGACAAUUACGAGGAUGAACCACCUCUCAUGGAAGAGCUUGGAAUAAACUUUGACCAUAUUGUUCAAAAGACGCUGGCGGUGCUGAAUCCCAUGAAGCAGACGGGCCAUGACAUUAUGCAGGACACUGAUCUGGCCGGACCCCUAGUCUUCUGUCUGGCAUUUGGUGGCAGCCUUAUGUUGGCUGGCAAGCUGAGUUUCGGCUACAUCUACGGUAUAGGUGUGGUGGGUUGCCUGGCCAUGUACUGCCUGCUGAACCUGAUGUCGAUGACAGGUGUGUCCAGUGGCUGCAUCAUCAGUGUGCUCGGCUAUUGCCUGCUGCCCAUGGUCAUCCUGUCCUUCACCUCCAUCGUCCUCUCCCUCCAGGGAAUAUUGGGCAUCGUCCUAACCUCGGUCACAGUCCUGUGGUGUAGCAUAUCCGCGUCUAAACUGUUCGUCUCUGCAUUGGACAUGAAUCACCAGCAGCUGCUUGUGGCCUACCCCUGCUGUCUCGUCUACGGAGUGUUUGCACUUCUUACCGUCUUCUAGUCUGAGUUUUGUCUAGUUCAGAAAUUACUAACUUUUCUCUACCUUAGUGUUGUUAUAAGGGCCUAACUCCUUGAUAUUUUACUGGGCCUGUUUAAUUUUUUUUUUGGAGCACCAGUAGUGGGCAAUCUGUUGUGUGGUGGUUGGGCAGCAUCUACAGUUUAUAUCAAAUCAUAAUAAUAGAAAUAUUUAUUGACAUAAUAUCUCGGCCAUCAUGAUAACCAGUCAGCUUUCAAUAAGCAUUCAUGCAUUAUGGCCGCUGAAUUAAAAAAAAAAGCCAAAUGUACCUUGUCCUCUUAUUUACUCUGACAGGUUAGUUUGGAUCAUCUUGAAACUUGAUGGUUAUGUUUGUGGGCAUGAAAUCUCCACCAAGUUUGAUAACCAGCCCAAUUCCAGGAAGUACUAAUAAAUAAUAGUGGUUUUUCGUUUAACAUCUCAAGUAAGUUAACGUCACUUUUGCUACAAAUAGAUAAAACAGUUUCUGCUCAAUUUCGUGAGUUUUGAUGGAGGUAUUGUGCUGCAAUAUUGUGUGUAGGUUUCUUUCCUGCAGACCAAACAUGCAUAUUAAUGAUUUUAAUUAAAUUUGAUUACCAUGAUAAAGGCUGAGGACCAGGUUUCAUUUUAUGCCCAUGAUUCUAAUUUUACCCAUUAUUAUCCCCCCAUGAGCAAUGGUAAUGGGGGCUAUAAAGGAGUCACUUUGUCGGUCUGUCUGUCGGUCUGUCCCGAAAUUUCAUCCGAUCUUCACCAAACUUGGUCAGAAGUUGUAUCUAGUUUUUUGUGCCCUCAUUUCGGAAACAAAUGAAUACAUUAUUUAGUUUAAAUCUAUUUAUUUUAGCUCCAUUGCAUGGAAAGCCUAGGGAUUAUUAAAACGGUCUCAAGUCAAGUCCGUUUCCUGGGCCUAAUAACCAGUACCUAUUGUCUUUGAGGAAGAUAGAAAGAACGCUCCCACAGUGGGGAUCGAACCCAUGACCUCCUGGUUGCUAGGCGGACAAUUCGCAGAUCAAUGUCAUCCAGACCUUUAAACGGGCAUAUUUUGCGACAAGUUUGCACUCUUUUAAAAGUUUAGACAGGCCCAUUUUACAUUAAGGGGUGUUUUAAUUUGCUUUAUUGGUGUGUACUGCAUAAAAUAGUGAAUAUUUUAAAGUUGUGUUUUUUUAACCAGGUUUUCCGAAGGAAAAAACUGGUUAUUAGAUUGGCGAAUGCGGGCGGGCUGGCUGGCUGGCUGGCUGGCGGGCGGGCGGAACAAGCUUGUCCGGGCCAUAACUAUGUCGUUCAUUGUCAGAUUUUAAAAUCAUUUGGCACAUUUGUUCACCAUCAUUGGACGGUGUGUCGCGCGAAAUAAUUACGUCGAUAUCUCCAAGGUCAAGGUCACACUUUGAGUUCAAAGGUCAAAAAUGGCCAUAAAUAAGCUUGUCCUGGCCAUAACUAUGUCAUUCAUUGUGAGAUUUUAAAAUCAUUUGGCACAUUUGUUCACCAUCAUGGGACGGUGUGUCGCACGAAAGAAUCACGUCAAUAUCUCCAAUGUCAAGGUCGCCACGACUAAUAAUAGAUUUUUUUAAAAAAACAAACUUACAAAGGGGGUUAAUUUUGUUUGUUCAUUUCAAAAGUUAAGUUUGAGAUUUCUCCCUUUAUCAGAUUUUUUUUUCACAAUGAAAACCUGGUUUUGUGACAAUUUUGUCCCUUGUUUAAACAUAAUACAAGUAUUGUCUUAAAAAAAUCUUUACACAUUGUUUAACAUUAGAGUAAAAAAAUCAAUCACACCCACUUUUGUCACUUUUUAAUUGUUAGAAUAAACACAAACCUUACCAUUUAUUGUAAAAAUGUCAAAUUUGGUAUAACUGGAAAAUAUAUCAUUUAAGAGAAGAAAUCCGACCACUCCCGACACUUCAAUUUUCUGUUCAUUGUUAAGAUGUGUACAUAUGUACAGAAUAAUUAUAUAGGUGCCUGAGUGACUGAUCUAACAUGUUUAUGUACAACCUGUGAAAAAAUGUGUAUGCAUGUUGUGAAUGUUGCACCAAAUUUUUAUCUAUAUGUCAUUGUUAACUUUGUCAGUUUAUUAUGCUCCCCCAAAAUUUUUGGGGGGAGCAUAUAGUCGCCGCUUCGUCUGUCCGUGUCCGGAAUUCAAUUAAACUUUAUGGGAAGAUUCACUACCAAGAGAUGUGCAUAUUAUCAGCCGGUUCUGGUCGGAUGAUUUUUCAGAUUUAUGGCCCUUUGAAAUUUUCUAUAAACUGUACAAAUAGUGCAAUUCUUGUCCCCCCAACUACUAGACAUUUCCUUUUAACUGAAUAUAUAGUGCAAUAUUGUGACAAAAAAAAACUUAAGGGAGCAUCACCGGCAGAGCUCCAGAUAAUUUUUUCAGCCGAGGGGUAUUUCACUCAUGAAUUUUUUAAUUGAUGAGUGAAAAUCAUAAUCCGAUAAUUUUAAGGAGUAUUUAUGUUCAAAGGACCUGAAGUAAUAAUAAAUUGUACUUGUAGUGUUAACUUGCUAUUACAAGCAGUUUUGUACACAAUAAAGCAAUAACUUUUGUUUUAUUUAAUAUACUGUCAAUAAUAGGGCGUACAAUUUUUUCCGGUGUUACUAAUGACGAUGUCCACUUAAUAGAGUUCGACCAUUUAUAACUGGCUCGUCAUUAAUUUUUGUUUUAUUUACAUGACAAUAAAACACAAAACAUGCAGACGCUGCUGAACAUGUCACAAAAAGAAAAGCGCUUUCGGGACAUGGACUGCCGGUCAGGGCGGCACAGAUCGUGACGGUCAUAUGAAAAACAAGCAAGCAGCAAGUUUUCGCAUUACAUAAUGAUUCUAGUGGAUUCAUUGAUUCAUAUAUGUGUAUAACCAUUUAAAAAGUGCUUGAAGGAAAAAGGUUUUUCCAUAGUGCCACACAAGAGAUGAACUGAUAGCAAAACUUAUAUGCUUGAAGUUGGGCGAUUUGUUUUUUUUUUUCGAAUGUGAUGUCAAAUGUUUUCACCAUUAGCGUAUAUCGAUUUUCAACAAUGCAGCGGAGAGUCCGUUGUGUCAACAUCAGCCUUUAUCGUGGGCCAAAAUGAAAUGAUACCGUUCUGACUGAGGAGUAAAUUAGGUUGGGAACCUCAUUCUGUACAUAGAUGGUGAUGUCACUACGUUUUUACUGGUGUGGACACAAUGACGGGAACCAGUCAUGAUUACAUGAACUUAUAUUCAUGUAUAAACGGCUAAUACGCAUUGAAAUUGCACACGAUACGUAAUCCGAAUUUAGCCAGGAGUUUUUUUACUCAACAAAAGUUUAAGCCAUGCGUAUUUUCUUUUUUUUCAUGCGUAUUUUACGCAAAUACGCAUCUUAUCUGGACCUCUGAUCACCGGUCUCCGACGGUUUCUUGUUGAUUGAGUAUUGAGGAUGGUUUUGUCUGGUUAUUUUCACUGUGCCUUUCACUGUAAGAACAUCAGUGAAAUAGUUUAUUUUGUAUUUCUGUGUAGUGAUAACAGAUACCAUUCUGGCUGUUUCCAAAUAAUGAUUUCUUACCACUGUGAAAUGAAGAUCAUGCCCUAUAUUGUCUGUAACAAUCUGUAUUUAUCUUUCUGUGGAGUAUUGCAUUUGUUAUUAUAUUUAUUUUUUGGAAAUAAAUUUAAAACAA
This is a messenger RNA of Dreissena polymorpha, 4498 nucleotides long. Its product is annotated as protein YIPF5-like. Lineage: Eukaryota; Metazoa; Mollusca; Bivalvia; Myida; Dreissenidae. The transcript has 7 exons. The record is from RefSeq and is a predicted model, not a curated record. The coding region runs from base 121 to 891 and encodes 256 amino acids. Gene Ontology annotation, biological process: endoplasmic reticulum to Golgi vesicle-mediated transport; vesicle fusion with Golgi apparatus. Gene Ontology annotation, cellular component: trans-Golgi network; membrane.